GCACGAGCGCAUUUCCCCCCCAUAUGUGGUCAGCUGGUCGAUGGUACUGGUGUAGCAAGUUCCAGUAAAUGGGACCAGAAUAAUGGUACUGUGCUUUUAAGUGAAGAGUGCGAGUGCAAGUUUUGUUAGUACCUACUGGACUUUUACUUUACAUGCAGGUGGUUUCACUUUAGAAUACUUGUUACUCUACGGAAAUUUAAAAUUCCAUCGAAAUGGGUUCCGAAUCAGAUAUUCCGAGCUGGUAUGCCGGCCAAAGUAUAUUCGUGACAGGCGCCACGGGUUUCAUGGGCAAAGUUCUUGUGGAAAAGUUGCUCCGCUGCUGCCCCGACGUUUCCACCAUCUACAUCGUCAUCAGGCACAAGAAAGGCAGAAACUCGUCCCAGAGAUUGGAGGACUUCUGGAAUUCACCCGUUUUUGACAAAUUGCGGGACAGUCAGAACAGCGAAACGAUUCUGAACAAGCUAAAGUGCCUAAGUGGCGACGUGGUCCAUCCAAACUUGAGUCUGGAUGAGGACGUUAUUCAAGAACUGGAACAUAACGUCACCGUUGUGUUUCACAUGGCUGCUAACGUGCGGUUCGACCAGCCCUUGAAGAGUGCCGUCCUGCUCAACACUGGUGGUACUUUGAACGUGCUGGACUUGGCUUGCAGGUUCAAGAAACUGAAGGUGUUUGUGCACACGUCCACAUCCUACUGCCAUUGCGACGAGACUAGACUGGAAGAGAAACUCUACCCAGCACCCCACAAUCCCAGACACAUUCUCGAUCUGGCCAAGUGGAUGGACGGAGAUUUGCUGAAGUUGCUCACUCCAAAGCUGCUGGGAAACUCGCCCAACACAUACGCAUACACCAAGUGUCUGACUGAACAAUUGGUGUCCGAGUACCAAAGCAAACUGCCAAUUGCGAUAUGCCGGCCUUCCAUAG
Dendroctonus ponderosae (mountain pine beetle) is the source of this 921-nucleotide messenger RNA. RefSeq names its product putative fatty acyl-CoA reductase CG5065. Gene Ontology annotation, molecular function: alcohol-forming very long-chain fatty acyl-CoA reductase (NADP+) activity. Lineage: Eukaryota; Metazoa; Arthropoda; Insecta; Coleoptera; Curculionidae. Gene Ontology annotation, cellular component: peroxisome. Gene Ontology annotation, biological process: long-chain fatty-acyl-CoA metabolic process. The record is from RefSeq and is a predicted model, not a curated record.